AUUUUAAUUUUCACAAUUACACCGACAUGUAUAUAAUUUAAGUGACUUGAAGAGUGAGAGACCUAAAGAAAAUAUAUUGUGAGACCGGCUUUCAGUAAGUGACCCUAGCCCACCCUAGUUCUAAUGUUGACUUGCGUAUGUAUGUAGUAAGCAGGUUAAGCAGGUUAUUGCAACUAUUGCAAGGAGGUUGAGAUGUUGCAUCUUGAGAGGAAUAGGUAUAAGUAUUCGUGAAAAAAAAAAGAAAACGGUAAAGAAGAAACGAUCGUCAUGCAAGAACGAGGACGACGUUGAGAGACUGCGACGCGGUCUGAUCGGCGUGCACCGUCACCUGAUCUAACCUAACCCGCGCGAGAGCACUGGAGAGCACCAAGGGCGAAAGGAGUUUCUCCGAUCGGCGUGAAAAAUGUGAAUGUUUCUCGCGCCUCGCAACGCACCGCGAGUCUCGCGUUUAUGCGAGAGGACCAGAAAAGACGAGAAAUGGAGAACUAUUCCGUGCGUAUUAAUUAUCCGCAAACUGCUCGUGGAGAUGUUGACGAGUCGCCGGCAUCCCAUGACGGCUCCCAGCCGAAGCAGCAGGAUCACGUCAGAAAGAGGGAAGACGUGAUCGUCCUGACCAGCGACACGAAAGGCGGUCUAUUCAAUCCCCGAGCCCUCCUCUUUCUCACCCUGUGGUACGUCUUUAGCGGAUGCACUCUAUUUCUAAACAAAUACAUACUGUCCUACAUGGAGGGUGAUCCCACUAUCCUGGGUGCUUGCCAAAUGUUGAUGACUGCGAUAUGUGGAUUGAUACAAAUGUACUUUCCCUGCGGUAUGUACAAAGCUAGUCCAAGGUUAAUGAGACCACCAGGAUUUUACAAGCAUAUGACAUUGGUAGGCUGCACAAGGUUUGCCACCGUAGUCUUAGGUCUAGUAUCGUUAAAUUAUGUAGCUGUAAGUUUCACAGAGACCAUAAAGAGUAGCGCACCUCUUUUUACCGUCCUCAUCAGCAGGUAUUUAUUAGGGGAACAUACAGGACUAUAUGUAAAUUUAUCUUUAAUACCUGUAAUGGGUGGUUUGGCAUUGUGUUCCAUCAAUGAAAUUAGUUUCGAUCUUAGGGGAUUUAUCGCCGCUAUGGCCACAAACGUAACCGAGUGCUUACAGAAUGUUUAUUCAAAGAUGUUAAUUAGUGGUGACAAUUUCAAAUAUACACCAGCGGAAUUGCAAUUUUAUACCAGUCUAGCAUCAAUUGUAGUACAAGUACCGGUAUCAAUAUUGUUAGUUGAUCUACCUACUCUGGAGCAUUCCCUGAGUUUCAAAUUAUUCGCAGCAUUCCUUCUCAAUGGAGUGUUCUUCCACUUUCAAAGCAUUACCGCUUAUGUACUUAUGGACUAUAUCAGUCCCGUAACACAUAGUGUUGCUAAUACUGCAAAGAGAGCCUUCCUAAUAUGGCUUUCUGUUUUAUUAUUUAACAAUCCUGUGACGGGAUUAUCAGCGCUUGGCACUUCCUCCGUCAUAGUGGGAGUAUUGCUAUACAAUCGAGCACAGGAGUACGAUAGGAUGAACAGAACGAAAUUACGAUAUUCGUCGAAGAUCAAUUUGCAAUAAGACCACUUCUUAGUCUACAAAGAUUCUGUACAUAGAUGUGUACAGAAGGGGAAGAAACGUAUGUCACACUGCACCAAAUAUAUUGCGUAUUGGUAGUACAAAUGGUAUCCAGUUUUUAUACAACAAUAUUCUGUUCAGUGAAAUCCAAGACAGUAACAUUUAUAGGCUUAAGACGAAGUGUGCAAUCAACGGAAAUUAUUUGUUUGUUGAAUUUAGUGAUUGCCCUAGGAAAUUUUUGUGACCUGUUAAGAAUGAUUAGUCUUUUCACAGUUUGUAAUAUAAAACAUUAUAACUGUAAAGUGUAAUUUAUAUUGUUUCUGAAGUUGAGAAUACAAGUUGAGAAUUUGCACAAUGAGAAAUGCCUGACAGGUAUGAUAAAAAAUGGGAUGAGUGAUCACAUGUGUCAAAAAGUAUCUGAUUAUUGUAUUAUACAAGUGUUCCUAAUGUAAAUGUGAGAACUGUGGAAUGUAUAAAAGAGUUUUAUAAAAAUAAAAUUUAUAUACCUACU
Molecule: messenger RNA, 2092 nt
Organism: Monomorium pharaonis (pharaoh ant)
Lineage: Eukaryota; Metazoa; Arthropoda; Insecta; Hymenoptera; Formicidae
Product: solute carrier family 35 member E2A
Exons: 5
Coding region: 451-1584 (377 amino acids)
Cellular component (GO): Golgi apparatus
Molecular function (GO): antiporter activity
Source: RefSeq, a predicted model, not a curated record